AUGAAGAAUCGGAAAACCAAAAAACAUUAAACUCACUUAUAAACAAAUAGCCAUGCUCUUCUUCAUUCAGGAACUAUAAUAGCUGAUAAGUUUAUAUUAUUGGAGAAAGUUGGAUAAGGCAGCUUUGGAUAUAUUUUUAAAACAGAGAACAUCGAAACGAAAGAGGUAGUAGCUACAAAAUUUGAGAAGAGAGAGAAUAAAAGUACUAGUACAGGGAGCAUGUUGGUUAGAGAAAUCAAAGUGUUGUUGGAACUAAGUGGAGUGGAAGGUUUCCCAUAAAUUCAAUAUUAUGGAAGAGACGAAAAUUAUAAUUAUUGCAUGAUCACUUAUCUGGGUCAUAAUUUAGAAUACCUGCUAAGGAAAAGCAAAGGGUUUUCUUAACUGUCCUGCCUUAAAUUAUCUCUUCAAUUAAUUGAAAGAUUGGAAUCUCUACAUAACAAAAAUAUUAUUCAUCGAGAUUUAAAACCUGAAAAUUUAGUGAUUGGUUAUAUUGACACCCACAAUGUCUAUCUGAUUGAUUUUGGAUUAGCUAAGUAUUUUAAGGAUAGCAAUGGAUAACAUAUACCUUUAUCAGAUAAAAAGGGAAUCAUCGGAACUGCUCGAUACGCUAGUAUAGCAGCUCAUUAAGGAUUGGAAUAAUCUCGAAAAGAUGAUCUAGAGAGCUUAGGUUAUGUUUUAAUUUAUUUGAACUUUGGAAAGCUUCCUUGGAUGAAUCUUUAAAUUGCUGACAAACAUGAAAAGUAUAAAACUAUAUAUGAAUUGAAGAAAAAUAUAAAAUUAGAAUUAUUAACUGAAGGGCUUUCUUAGUGCUAUUUACUCUUACUAUAACAUGCGAAGUCAAGAGAAUUUUAAGAAUCACCUAAUUAUGCAUUUCUUAAAGAUUAAUUUAAAAAAGCAAUCUCUGAAAAAGAGUGUGAGGAAUCAUUUUAUAUGUUUGAUUGGGAAAAACUUGCAGAAGUGAAAAACAAAAAACAGAUACAUUAAAGCAAAAUUGAGAAUCCUCCUGUAAUACGAAGUACAAUCAAAAGAUCAUCUGCGGCUAUUGUAGAUCAUCCUAAAAAAUAACUUUCUACUAAUUUAGUUCUUCCAGAACCAGAAAAUAUCGAGAAUAGGAGUCGUAACGGAGUAAGUAUGCAUACAUUAGGAACCUCUAAAAUGAUAAAUUAUCAAGUAAGUCAAAAAAAUAUUGUUGAAGUUGAUAAAUAUAGAAGAAUUAUGGAAAAAUAAUUGCCAAGAGGCCAAAGGAAAAGUCAAACAGUAGUAUAACAGUAGUAAUAAGCCUUCUGCAAGGAAACUAGUAAGCAUUUUCAGGAAAGGGUCAAAACUAUCGAAUAAGUAGAAUAAGAGUUUGAAUAAUUCAAUGAUUUAGACCUAUUAGCUAAGGAUGAUGCGAACUUACACUUCAAUAACAUUAAAGCUUUCUAUUUCAAAAAUUAAUUGUAUCAUUGA
Messenger RNA from Paramecium tetraurelia, 1449 nucleotides. RefSeq lists its product as uncharacterized. NCBI's taxonomy places the organism in Eukaryota, Ciliophora, Oligohymenophorea, Peniculida, Parameciidae. Gene Ontology annotation, biological process: endocytosis; signal transduction; peptidyl-serine phosphorylation. Gene Ontology annotation, cellular component: cytoplasm; nucleus. Gene Ontology annotation, molecular function: protein serine/threonine kinase activity; ATP binding. The transcript has 4 exons. The record is from RefSeq and is a predicted model, not a curated record.